AUGCAGAGAAAGAACUUUACAGAAGUGACAGAAUUCAUUUUCCUAGUAUUCUCUGGCUUUGGAAAGCAUCAGAUUGCCCACUUUAUGACCAUCCUCAUUUUAACUCCAGCUAAACUCAUCAGUUAACUCAUCAGUAUAACUAUCAUCUAUGUUGACUGUCCCCUCCACAUGCCUGUGUGCUCCCUAAGCAUGCUGGCCAGUUUGGAGACUGUAUACACACUGGUCAUUGUCCCACAGAUGUUCUCCAGUCUCAUUUUUCAUCACCAGCCCAUCUCCUCAGCAGACUGUGCAACCCAGAUGUUCUUGGCCGCUAACAACGUGCUCGUAGCAAUGAGCUAUGCAUACUACAUGGCCAUCUGAAAAUCCCUGAGCUACACAGUCAUUGUGUGCAAAGGAGUGUGUGUUAGAUUAGUCUGUGGGUCCUUUGAUACUGUUCUGGUGAUGGCAGUUCUCCAUGUCACUGCCAUGUUCAACUUGCCCUUUGGAGACUCAGUGGUGGACCUCUUCUGUGACAUUUAUCCAGUCAUGAAACUUUCUUGUGUGGAUACUGCUAUCUAUGAGAUCAUCAAUUAUGGAAUAAGUUCAUUUGUGAUUUUUGUACCUGUGGGUCUGAUCUCCAUCUCUUACCUCUUGAUCACCUCCUCCACUCAAAUCUCCUCAGCUGAGGGCGGGAAGAGGACAUUUGCCACCUGUGCCUCCCACCUCAUUGUGUUCUUUCUGACAAUUGUGGCUCCAUCACCUACUUCAAGCUCAUGUGGGAGAACUCAGUAGAGUGGGACAUGUACCAUCACCACCCCCAUGCUAAACCCUGUUGUUUACAGUCUGAGGAACAGGGAGGUCAAGGAUGCCCAGAGCAAAGCUGUGGGCAGAAGUAUUUCUUAA
Messenger RNA from Talpa occidentalis (Iberian mole), 882 nucleotides. Its product is annotated as olfactory receptor 10J5. Gene Ontology annotation, biological process: G protein-coupled receptor signaling pathway. The record is from RefSeq and is a predicted model, not a curated record. Lineage: Eukaryota; Metazoa; Chordata; Mammalia; Eulipotyphla; Talpidae. Gene Ontology annotation, cellular component: membrane. Gene Ontology annotation, molecular function: olfactory receptor activity.